Molecule: messenger RNA, 1204 nt
Organism: Culex quinquefasciatus (southern house mosquito)
Lineage: Eukaryota; Metazoa; Arthropoda; Insecta; Diptera; Culicidae
Gene: zuc
Exons: 2
Coding region: 202-1179 (325 amino acids)
Biological process (GO): piRNA processing
Cellular component (GO): mitochondrion
Molecular function (GO): RNA endonuclease activity producing 5'-phosphomonoesters, hydrolytic mechanism
Source: RefSeq, a predicted model, not a curated record
UUUGCACAUCAGUUUUGUUUUCUUUUUCCCCGACCGUGCGUGCUGCUGCUGUGCUGCACCGACCACAGAAUUUUCAGUAAGCAAAUCGUCGUCGUUCCGAUUUUUUCCCGUCCGCCCGUCGUCGCCUGCCACCGUGUGGCCACUCCGGGUUCGAUUCGAUUUUUUUUCUAGUUUUCCGAGAGUGAGUGAGUGUGUGAAACCAUGCCGGUGGUGUCCACGUUGGGUUCGGUUUCCCGGCGGGGCUGGGUCGGAAUCGGGCUCGUCGGUUUCGUGCUGUUUUCCGACCUCAUUUGGACGCGCAUCGAGCGGUGGCUGUCCGCGCGGAGGGCCCGCCGCCACACGGAGGCUACCGUGGCGGAGGUUUUCUUCGCGAACGAACGGAGUAACCGGCCGGACGACGCCGGCGUUUCGAUGGACCGGUUCACGUCGGAGCACGUCCAGCGGAUCGUGGACUAUCUGGACCGGGCGCGGGUCGCCGUGUACCUCGGGAUGUACAUCGUGACGGUGGACAAGAUCGGCGACGCGUUGAUACGGGCCAAGGCGCGCGGGGUCCGCGUGCGGGUCAUCGGCUGUUCCUCGAUGGCGUACAGUUCCGGCUCGCAGAUGAACAAGAUGGCUGAGCAAGACAUCCCGAUCCGGUUCAACGACUCGUCCAGUGCGUACCUGAUGCACCACAAGUUCUGCCUGAUCGACACGGAUUGGCUGUGCGCGGGGUGUUACCACGCGGAGCGAGUGCGCCGGUUGGGCUUUUGCUGUGACGGAAGUGGCCCGGCCAGCGGCGGCAGUGCACUUCCCGUUGGCCACGCGAUGGUCAACGGUGGUGGUGGCGGGGGGUUAGUGGCCAACGGUGGCGGAAAAGCGAUCGUGCCGUGUGACCUCGCCGAUCGGAGUGGUUGUGCGCGCUGUCGUAAGGUCCUGCGGGAGGAAAAAGAGCGUGUGCUGGUGGGGGAGGGUGGUGGUGGUGGCCGGGAUCCGCUGCCGGCGGGGGGAAUCAUCAUUACGGGGUCCACCAAUUGGACGAUGCAGGCGCUGUCCGGCAACUGGGACAACAUGAUCGUGACGUCCCGGCCGGAGGUGGUGGCCCCGUUCCAGGCCGAGUUCCAGCGGCUGUGGGCGUGCUUUGCCUGGUCGCCGCCGAUGUUCGAGCGGGGAGGCGGAAGAGCGGCUGCGGGGCGGUAGCGGGACGGCGGAUGAGAAGAGGUUA